This is a messenger RNA of Hyaloscypha bicolor E, 1545 nucleotides long. RefSeq lists its product as uncharacterized. The transcript has 5 exons. Bases 1 to 1545 code for a protein of 514 amino acids. The record is from RefSeq and is a predicted model, not a curated record. NCBI's taxonomy places the organism in Eukaryota, Fungi, Ascomycota, Leotiomycetes, Helotiales, Hyaloscyphaceae.
AUGGGCGCCUCCCUGAGUAUUGGACUCGGCUACGACGUGAACGAUGAAAGUGAAAUAUUGGAGGGCAGCUCAUCUAAUUUCUGCAGAACAAAAGAGACUCCUGCAAAUACCUUCCAGGACUUUCAGUCACAGUCAGAGAGCACCCAACGCCCUCACACCGAGAGAGAGUCUUCAAGUCCAAUCAGAACUAAAGCAACCUCUCUAACUGCACAGAGGGGGAGUUCCAGAAAUGUCAACAAAUCUGGACCCCUUUCCCAAAGGCGAAGACCAAAGCAAAGAGGAGCGUUCACUGAUCUGAUGGAAAGAAUGGAGACGGGGGAAACAAGAAAGAGGAGAGCUUGCUUGAGGUGCAGAAUGCAACGUAUCCGUUGCCACACAGACCCUCACAAUGCUCAUGGCACAUGUAUCACUUGCCAGGGGAUAACCAACCCCACCCAGUCAAAACUCCCUUGUCUCCGAUAUAAAAUCUCCGAUACGGCUCUCUUCGACAAAGGGCCACAUCCACAAUUUAUAUGGUGUCAACGUUGGAAAGAGAUGAAAAUCGUCGAGAUAAAAGAAUGGGAGCACCCUGAUGUGAAGACAAUCGAGCUCACGCAGGAUGUUGGAGACGCCACCUAUAAGGUCAAUGUGCGGAAGUUCAUUCCCGUGGAAGGAGACUCCCUGGAGAGGAAAUGGACAACCAACGGACAGCAACAGUCACAUCGAUGUGCAACUUACGCAAUCGCCAAUAUGAAAGAGACAGGCCAGCAAAUGUUGAAAUUUGUCGAUGAAAAUAUCAACACGGCGAUAGGUCACUAUAUCGGCGACUCAGAUGAAUUGCUGCAAGAAACAUAUCGCAUGGCUUACAGGCAUUCCGAAAUUGCAGAGGCAAUUUACGAUAAGCGAGAGAAGGAUAAAAGUCUUUUGCGAUCUGUCUUGAAACUCUGGGUGGCAAUACGCAUGGAGUCUCGAUCUGAGCGAAUUUGCGGCAAAGAACAUCUGGGAAUGGCGCCACAAACAUUGGACCCAAGCGCCGCAAACUACAAUCAAGUGCUUGUGCCUCCAGUCAUGAGUGCCCAAAUUGAGCUCAUUAUGACCGCCAUCGUUCUUCAUCCCUUGAAGAGAGAAGUUCUCAAGCAGCUACAGGAGCUUAUGAAGGCAGAUAGAAAAAGGUCAUGGCUUACCAUAUAUCUAUGCCUGUUCGUGCUGCUGCAUAGCUGCGCCUUGCUGACUUCUUUUGAGAACACGCAAGCUAAAAAAUACGGACUUCAGUCGCGUUACGUUUAUGGGUCAUUCGUUGAGGAAUUGCAUACCGGGUCGAAUAUUAUGCUCGCACACUUUCAUUACAUGAACAAAGGCAGCCUUCCAUUCGCCAUGGACUGGACCAUCGAGAGAAACGUACAACAGGCUGGGUUCAGCUCCGAACAACUCGAGUUUUUGACGAAAACUGCCCAGUUAGUCAAAGAAAAAGCCGCUAUUUUCGACGCUGUGAAGAAGAACGGCGAGUGCGAACAUGACUUCUUUUUCUUGUCACAACUAUAUGACACCCAUUGGCAACCUUUAUGA